Messenger RNA from Liolophura sinensis, 1141 nucleotides. RefSeq names its product WW domain-binding protein 4-like. The coding region runs from base 146 to 1087 and encodes 313 amino acids. The record is from RefSeq and is a predicted model, not a curated record. Lineage: Eukaryota; Metazoa; Mollusca; Polyplacophora; Chitonida; Chitonidae. Gene Ontology annotation, molecular function: zinc ion binding; RNA binding; protein binding. Gene Ontology annotation, cellular component: precatalytic spliceosome; nucleus. The transcript is spliced from 9 exons. Gene Ontology annotation, biological process: mRNA splicing, via spliceosome.
UUCCGCUCAAUGACAGGUGCACGUCGCCGGCACGAUUUUUAAACUGACUUCGAUGUGAAGGAAAAACUUUUACACUGCCUUUGAUGGUGCACUUUGACACGCUGAACUGUAACAGCAAUCAGAUCAGCGACUUAAAAACUGUAAAAUGGCCACUUACUGGAAAUCACAGCCAAGGAAAUUCUGUGACUAUUGCAAAUGCUGGAUUACUGAUAACAAGCCGAGCGUAGACUUCCAUGAGAAGGGGAAGAAGCAUCAAGAAAAUGUGAAGAGAAGAAUAGAUGAGAUAAAGCAGAAAAGUUUGAAGGAUGCAGCCGAGAAAAAUGAGCUGGACAGUGACAUGAGGAAACUGGAAGAGGCAGCCAUUGCGGCAUUUAAGAAGGAUCUCAUCAACAACCCAGAGUUGGCUGCUCAGUAUGGAGUCAAGAUUAAAGCAGACACAGAAGAGAAAGAAACAGAAGAAAGCGAGAGUCCUGUGGUGUACGGGCCAUCAUUACCGGAGCCUUGUGAACCUCCAGACACAGAAGAGUGGUAUGAAGCCAAGUCAGAUGAGGGAUACACAUACUAUUGGAGUACUAAAACAGGGGCCUCAGUAUGGGAGAAGCCCGAGCAGUAUACCUCACUAGAUGGCGCUGUGGUCAAAACCUCAGAAGAGAUAUGUGAACCUGAUCCAGCAUUGCCACCAGAUGUUGACUCAAUACCUUUACCUGGAGAGCCAGUAGGUGACCUGGGUUAUAGCCCCAAGCCCGAGGAUAUACCCUUGCCAUCAGAGUGUACGCCAGCUGUGGUGGAGCGAGUUGUUUAUACACAAGACAAACCCGACACUAGUCGAGCUGCGUAUGGGCAGUGGGCCUCUGUAGUGCAGGAACCGAUACCUGACCAGAUAGACCUUCAGCUUCCAACUCAACCCGUAGAAAAUAUACCUCUGCCACCACCAAGUUUUUCAUCUGAAGAGAUUAAAAUAAAAUUUAAAGAGAAGAAAGUUACUUCCCUUGGAGGUGAUUCCGAAGGCAGUGUAACAUUUAAGAAAAGGAAAAUAAUGAAUAAAUCUCGAAAUACAAGGAAAAGAGAGGAUGACGAUAAUGAUUAAUGACAUAGUUUUCAUUGGAUAAUUUGUUCUCAAUAAAAGUUUCUAAUAGUAUAA